Messenger RNA from Rhododendron vialii, 2531 nucleotides. Its product is annotated as transmembrane 9 superfamily member 9-like. Gene Ontology annotation, cellular component: membrane. Gene Ontology annotation, biological process: protein localization to membrane. Lineage: Eukaryota; Viridiplantae; Streptophyta; Magnoliopsida; Ericales; Ericaceae. The transcript has 7 exons. The record is from RefSeq and is a predicted model, not a curated record. The coding region runs from base 207 to 2135 and encodes 642 amino acids.
CUCCUCUCAUACUCCUACGACUACGAGUCUACGACCAUUAAAACCAGAAACUGACACAAACAGCGACAGAGAGAGAGAGAGAGAGAGAGAGAGAGAGAGAGAGAGCGUCAGUUACAUAUAGUGAGAGAGAGCCCAUACCUGGAUCUAGAUCUUCUUCGCCCCGUACGUUAACUCUCUCUCUCUCUCUCUCGUUCUUCUCAAUCGCCAUGAUGGCGGUUCGACGGCCUCCUCUCGCAUUUCUCCCAUGGAUCUCCGUUCCUCUUCUCCUCUUCAUCCACCACGCUCACUCCUUCUACCUCCCCGGCGUCCACCCCGAAGAUUUCCAGAAGGGUGAUGCCUUGAUGGUGAAAGUGAACAAACUGACUUCUAUAAAGACACAGCUUCCAUACACCUACUAUUCCCUUCCUUACUGCAAGCCGAAGGAAAUAGUUGACAGUGCAGAAAAUCUUGGUGAAGUUCUUCGUGGCGAUCGUAUUGAAAACUCACCUUAUGUGUUUAAAAUGCGAGAACCUCAAAUGUGCAAUGUUGUCUGCCGCCAAAUCCUUAAUGAAAAAACUGCUAAGGAAUUUAAGGAAAAGAUAGAUGAUGAAUACCGCGUGAACAUGAUUUUGGAUAACCUUCCUCUGGUUGUGCCCAUACGAAGGUUGGAUCAGGAAUCUUCCUUUCUGUAUCAGCAUGGCAUUCACGUAGGUCUCAAAGGAAAGUAUGCCGGAACCAAUGAGGAGAAAUAUUUUAUCCAUAACCACUUAACAUUCACGGUGAAGUUUCACAAGGACCAACAAACAGAUGCUGCUAGGAUUGUAGGAUUUGAAGUCAGGCCAUUCAGUGUUAAGCAUGAAUACGAAGGUGAAUGGAGUGAAACGACUCGUUUAACGACCUGUGAUCCCCAUGCAAAACGCUCAGUUACCACUUCGGAUUCUCCUCAAGAGGUUGAAGAUAAGAAGGAAAUUAUCUUCACAUAUGAUGUCGAGUUUCAGGAGAGUGAUGUGAAGUGGGCAUACAGAUGGGACACGUAUCUUCUAACGGCUGAUGACCAAAUCCACUGGUUUUCGAUUGUCAAUUCACUGAUGAUUGUUCUUUUCCUCUCUGGCAUGGUGGCCAUGAUCAUGCUUCGGACACUAUACCGCGAUAUCUCCAAAUACAAUCAGCUUGAAACACAAGAAGAAGCCCAAGAAGAAACUGGAUGGAAGCUGGUGCAUGGAGAUGUCUUCAGACCACCCACAAACUCCGAUCUCCUCUGCGUUUACGUAGGAACAGGUGUACAAUUUUUUGGAAUGAUCCUCGUCACCAUGAUAUUUGCCGUCCUAGGGUUUCUCUCUCCUUCCAACAGAGGCGGUUUCAUGACAGCAUUGCUUCUUCUAUGGGUCUUCAUGGGCCUUUUUGCGGGCUACUCUUCAGCCCGUCUCUACAAGAUGUUCAAAGGCACGGAGUGGAAGAAAAUCGCUCUCAGAACGGCUUUCAUUUUCCCAGCAAUAGCCUUCUCCAUCUUUUUCUUCUUAAAUGCUCUAAUUUGGGGUCAGAAAUCUUCGGGAGCAGUCCCAUUUGGAACCAUGUUCGCUUUGGUAGUUUUAUGGUUUGGGAUUUCUGUUCCUCUUGUUUUUGUCGGUGCUUAUGUUGGAUUUAGAAAGCCACCUCUUGAGGAUCCGGUGAAAACCAACAAAAUCCCAAGGCAAAUUCCGGAACAAGCUUGGUGCAUGAACCCGAUUUUCUCUAUCCUCAUUGGGGGGAUCCUCCCAUUUGGAGCCGUAUUCAUCGAGCUCUUUUUUAUCCUCACUUCGAUCUGGUUGCAGCAAUUCUAUUACAUCUUUGGCUUCCUCUUCAUCGUCUUUGCAAUUCUGAUUGUGACUUGUGCAGAGAUCACGAUCGUGCUGUGCUAUUUCCAGCUGUGCAGUGAGGACUACCUUUGGUGGUGGAGGUCCUACCUCACUUCCGGAUCCUCAGCUCUUUACUUGUUCCUCUACGCCGCUUUCUACUUCUUCACUAAGCUUGAGAUCACGAAGCCGGUUUCUGGGGUUUUGUACUUUGGCUACAUGUUAAUCGCUUCGUAUGCUUUCUUUGUGCUCACGGGUACCAUGGGUUUCUACGCUUGUUUCUGGUUUACAAGGCUCAUCUAUUCAUCGGUGAAAAUUGAUUAACAGUGUAAAUCUGUCACACGUGAAGCAAUGCAAAUCGAUUGAUUUAUGUCUUCAUGAGGUAAAGAAAAAAAGCAAGGUACUCGCCAUUCGGAGGUACUUGUGAAUUUGAAUUUUUAGGUCUUAUACGAUGGAAAUUGGUCUCUUUUUCCUUCUCUCUUUGGAUGUCUCGAUACAAGUUAUUGCGGUGUCCUAGAUUUAAGUCUUCAUUUUUUUUGGGUUCGGUUUUUUUUUCUUCUUUUCUCCCCAUUAUUUUGUACUGAGACAUUGUGAGAUAAUGCCUAUUGCUCGUGCAAAUUCCGUGUCCUAAAUGACUGGUUAUUGUAGAAUAUUAUUUGGAGGGAUUCUUGUAUCAUCAACUGGUACAAAGCUGAAGGUUAUAUUGAUUAUAUUGCUCUA